AUGUGGGUUGCGGUGCGUCGCAAUUCGUCUAUCCAGCACGCAAUCACCGAGAUUUUGGGAUGGGAGGUAUCAAGCAAAACUGCUUCUGAUGAGCGUCGUCGAUUCGAGCGGGUGGCGGGCUACAUGUGUUUACCGAGCAAGAGUCGGGAGAAGGGAAAAAGAGGCGACAACGGGCUGAUCUGCGACGUUCUCUAG
This is a messenger RNA of Peronospora matthiolae, 195 nucleotides long. NCBI's taxonomy places the organism in Eukaryota, Oomycota, Peronosporomycetes, Peronosporales, Peronosporaceae. The record is from the annotation of a GenBank genome assembly.